This is a messenger RNA of Elaeis guineensis (African oil palm), 1156 nucleotides long. Its product is annotated as ras-related protein RIC1. The record is from RefSeq and is a predicted model, not a curated record. Gene Ontology annotation, molecular function: GTPase activity; GTP binding. NCBI's taxonomy places the organism in Eukaryota, Viridiplantae, Streptophyta, Magnoliopsida, Arecales, Arecaceae.
UAAUUCCUACCUCGAGGCUCGGGCAAAAGUGCUGGCUCCACCACAAGGUAUCGCGUCCGGGGACGAAGCCUCGAGGCGACCGACCGAAGCCGUGACUCCUCUUCUGUUUACAAAUACCUCCCAACCCCUAUUCCCACUUUCCUCUAUUGUAUUCCCAGGAGGUGGAAGGAGGGCUCGGCCCCUGGCUUUCGUUCAAUUCCUUUCUCCUUGGUCCUCAAAAGAGGCUUUCUAGGGUUUGAACGGUCGAUCUUGUUUCCAGCUCCUCCGCCAUGAAUCCCGAAUAUGACUAUCUUUUCAAACUUCUGCUUAUUGGAGAUUCAGGGGUUGGAAAGUCAUGCCUUCUAUUAAGAUUUGCGGAUGAUUCAUAUUUAGAGAGUUAUAUCAGUACCAUUGGUGUUGAUUUUAAAAUUCGCACAGUAGAGCAGGAUGGGAAAACCAUAAAACUUCAAAUUUGGGAUACAGCUGGACAAGAGCGCUUCAGGACAAUCACAAGCAGCUACUAUCGCGGUGCCCAUGGCAUAAUUGUUGUUUAUGAUGUAACUGACCAAGAGAGUUUUAAUAAUGUCAAGCAAUGGUUAAGUGAGAUAGAUAGGUAUGCAAGUGACAAUGUGAACAAGCUUUUGGUAGGAAACAAAUGUGAUCUGGAUGCCAAUAGGGUGGUUUCCUAUGAAACCGGGAAGGCAUUUGCCGAUGAGAUUGGGAUACCAUUCUUGGAGACCAGUGCCAAGGAUGCUACCAAUGUAGAGAAGGCGUUUAUGACCAUGACAGCGGAGAUAAAGAAUCGGAUGGCGAGCCAACCAGCUAUGGAUGCCAGCAGACCUGCUACUGUACAAAUGCGAGGUCAACCUGUUGCCCAGAAGAGCAGCUGUUGCUCUUAGAUUUAAGUUCGUCCAGCACAAAUGUUUGUGCUAAUGAACAAGUCCAUAAAGUUGCCGCGUGGGCGCAGCAAACGUUGUGGGCUAUUGGCUGCUUCCUUUAUGUGUACAUGUGAUAAAAGUUGUUGGAAAUCAUGCACGGUUUGCAAGUGUGAGCACAAACACGUUUACCAUGUCUUUUUUACAUAUAGAAGGAGCCUGUUCAACAUGGAAUAAUUCUCCUAGAUUCCUAAAAAUGAUUAUAUGCAUUAUUAUGAAGUGCAAAUUGCCUUGUGCUGCCU